Messenger RNA from Angiostrongylus costaricensis, 453 nucleotides. NCBI's taxonomy places the organism in Eukaryota, Metazoa, Nematoda, Chromadorea, Rhabditida, Metastrongylidae. The record is from the annotation of a GenBank genome assembly.
AUGGAUCCACCUUCGCUGGUAUCCUCAAUUCGACAUCGUCUUUCGCAAUACCGCCGAGCUGAUGCCAGCACACAAACCGAAGACGUUGUCAACGUCACCGCUAACUCCAUGCAGCGAACGACGAAUCCGCUUAUCGGAGCCGGCUACUCGCCAUCUGUUAAUUCGUUUCCGGUGGCGUUAGACUCUACGUUUUCAAAUCUCCUCGACGACGAUCUAGCCGAGCGGUCCUUCUCACCGUCGAACGACAUCAACCUCAUUGAUCUCGGUCACUGUGAUGAUUUCUUUGGACCCGAUUCAAUAAUGGCCGACGAUACGCAGUCCUCACCGUGGAGACUGUCCUCUAGACGUCAGGAAAAGGAGUUAUCGAAUUCCCGUAUUGGUGGUACGGCUGGAAUUUUGGCAGAAAUGUUCAGUGAUCAUCCCACUGACACACAGGCAAACGACGGCCAUUGA